AUGGAUAUAGAUCUUGAAUUGAAGAUCGAGAAUUACGGAACAAGGAAAAACAGGUUGAAUAUAACAAAAACUAUUCGCAAGUUUUCAAUAGAUCCUGAUUUAAGACCCACUGGCUCUGAGUUUCACUCUGGAGCAGUUUCUAAUUUCAUUAAGCAUGGAGAUGAUGUUCUUGAAGAAUCUAUUGAAGGUUCUGUACCACUACUUGGUUCUAACUUCGAUAAGUUUUCACAGCACUUUCCAAUUUUGGUUGUCAAUUUUUAUGCUCCAUGGUGCUAUUGGAGUAACCGCUUGAAACCAUCAUGGGAAAAGGCAGCCAAAAUAAUAAGAGAAAGAUAUGAUCCAGAAAUGGAUGGGCGUAUUCUUAUGGCAAAGGUUGAUUGUACUGAGGAGGUUGAUCUGUGCAGAAGAAAUCACAUACAGGGUUAUCCAUCCAUUCGCAUUUUUCGCAAAGGCAGUGAUCUCAGGUAAGAAUACAUGUUACUGGGCAUGUU
Messenger RNA from Carica papaya (papaya), 491 nucleotides. The record is from RefSeq and is a predicted model, not a curated record. NCBI's taxonomy places the organism in Eukaryota, Viridiplantae, Streptophyta, Magnoliopsida, Brassicales, Caricaceae.